Molecule: messenger RNA, 1665 nt
Organism: Pseudozyma hubeiensis SY62
Lineage: Eukaryota; Fungi; Basidiomycota; Ustilaginomycetes; Ustilaginales; Ustilaginaceae
Exons: 1
Coding region: 1-1665 (554 amino acids)
Biological process (GO): cytokinin biosynthetic process
Cellular component (GO): cytosol
Molecular function (GO): ATP binding; hydrolase activity, hydrolyzing N-glycosyl compounds; ATP hydrolysis activity
Source: RefSeq, a predicted model, not a curated record
AUGUCCGGCUUCACCGACUCGAUAUGCGUCUUCUGCGGCUCUUCGCCCGGCGUCAAGCCCGAGUACAUGGCGGCGGCGGCUAGCGUUGGACACGCCAUCGCCAAGCACAACUACCGUCUCGUUUACGGAGGUGGCUCGCGUGGUUGUAUGAGCGGUGUCUCUCAAGCCGUCUUCGAAGCGGGUGGACACGUUCUCGGCGUCAUUCCCCAAGUCAUGGCUACCACCGCUCCCUCUGGCCACCCUGGUCAUGGAGGCAAGUCCACCGUCGUUUCCAAAGAGGGUACUGGUCCCACCGUCCUCAACCCGGAGGCAGGUUCCGGCCACGUCGAGACCGUCGUCGUCCAGUCCAUGCACGAGAGGAAGCAGCGAAUGGCUGAAGAGAGCAACCUUGGCUUCAUCGGUCUGCCCGGUGGGUACGGAACUUUUGAAGAGGUCAUGGAGAUGGUCACUUGGACUCAGUUGGGCAUCCACCGCAAGCCUAUGGUGUUGCUCAACGUCAAUGGCUUUUACACGCCCAUCAAGCAGCAGAUCGAUUUGGCUGUAGAGGAGGGCUUCAUCUCCAAAGCCGGUCAGCAGCUCGUCAGCCUCGUCGAAUGCGAUUCUUCCAACAUUGAUGCAUGUGGUGAAGCCGUUCUGGCAGAGGCGGUCCGCCUGUCCAAGGAAGUCGCCUCCAACGGCUCGGGCUACUGGGACUGGAACAAGCCACAAGGACCCGUCAGCACCGCAGAGGGCGGCAUCAUCGACAAUGCCGCCAACAAAUCCCUCCAAGUCGGCGACGGUGAACAGCUCGCGGUCGAAGUGUCCAACCUCACUUUCACCUUCAACCCGGACAUUCCUCCUUCGCUCGAACGCUGCAACCUCAGCCUGACGCGCGGCUCCCGAUGCCUCCUCAUCGGCGCAAACGGUGCCGGCAAGUCGACCCUCUUGCGUCUUCUCGCAGGCAAGAAGCUGUGCGAUUCCAAGGUGCGCGUGUUCGGCAAAGACGUCUUCCGCGACUCGCCUUCCGGCGUCACAUACCUCGGCACCGAGUGGGCCAUGAACCCUGUCGUUCGCUCCGACAUCGUCGUCUCCACCUUCCUCGACUCGGUCGGCGGCUACCGUCACAAGGCACGUCGCGACCGUCUCCUCGACAUUCUGGACGUCGACCUCACCUGGCACAUGCACGCCAUCUCGGACGGAGAGAGACGACGUGUUCAGCUCUGCAUGGGUCUCAUGGAACCGUGGGACUUGCUCUUGCUCGACGAAGUCACCGUCGACCUCGACGUCCAGGUGCGCGCUGAUCUGCUCGACUUCCUGCAGCAGGAGACCGAAGAGAGAGGUGCUACCAUCAUCUACGCCACCCACAUCUUUGACGGUCUGCAGAGCUUCCCCACCCACUUGGCGCACAUGAGGCUAGGAACCACCACCACCACCUUGCCCAUCGACUGGCCAGCCACCAACCCAGCCGACAUCGCCGCUCUGCCACCCACUGCCAGCGCCGACAAGGAUCGCGAUCUCUCGCCUUUGCUCAACGUCUCGUUGGCGUGGUUGCGCGAGGACAAGGUGGUGAGGGCGGAAGAGGAGGCCAAGAGGGGCAGGGUUCGUGGUGCAAACAGGAAAGCGGAGACCACCGACUCGGAGAGGUUCUUCAGCAAAUACGAUUACUCCCAGACCGUCACUCGCUAG